Messenger RNA from Ipomoea triloba (trilobed morning glory), 1715 nucleotides. RefSeq names its product mitochondrial arginine transporter BAC1. NCBI's taxonomy places the organism in Eukaryota, Viridiplantae, Streptophyta, Magnoliopsida, Solanales, Convolvulaceae. Bases 265 to 1176 code for a protein of 303 amino acids. The transcript is spliced from 8 exons. The record is from RefSeq and is a predicted model, not a curated record. Gene Ontology annotation, biological process: mitochondrial L-ornithine transmembrane transport. Gene Ontology annotation, molecular function: L-ornithine transmembrane transporter activity.
UGGACUCAACGCCGUUAACUGCAGCCGCCCCCAGCAUUCACCGGCGCUGUCAAAAGUGCCGCCGCCGUUCAAGCUCUUUGGUCUACUGAGCCAAUAAACCCCUCCGAUAGGAAAACCCUGCAAAAUUGCACAGCAGGCUAUACGAUAAAUCGAUAAUGACACCGCGAUCCUCACCUCAAAUCACACCAUAACUUGUGUCUCUGUGUGUGUGUGAGAGAGAGAGAGCUGAAACUUGAGGAGAGAGAGAGAGAGAGACAGCGAGAUAUGGGGGAGAGUUCAGGGUACAAAGAUUAUGUGGCGGGAAUGUUAGCCGGAGUUGCCACUGUGAUUGUCGGCCACCCAUUCGAUACAGUAAAGGUAAAACUCCAAAAACACAACACUUCUGCAGAUGGUAUAAAGUACAAGAAUGGAUUGCAUUGUGCUGCUAGGAUAUUGAAGGCUGAAGGAGUGAAAGGGCUCUACCGAGGAGCAACCUCGUCUUUUGUUGGGAUGGCUUUUGAAAGUUCACUUGCUUUUGGCAUUUAUUCACAAACAAAAAGGUUCCUUCAGGGAGGACUUGAAGGUGGUAAGCCACAGCCUCAUGUAAUAAUUCCAUCGGCAGCUUUAGCUGGAAGUAUAAUCAGCUUUAUAUUGUGCCCCUCAGAACUGGUUAAGUGUAGGAUACAAGUUCAGGGCACAGAUUCUCUCUUACUGAACUCCACCAGAUACAGUGGUCCUCUUGAUUGUGCCAUUAAAACAGUAAAAACAGGAGGGUUUACAGGCAUUUUUCAAGGAGGCUUCACGACCUUGUUAAGAGAAUCUGUAGGAAAUGUUGUUUUUUUUAGUACAUACGAAUAUGUACGUUAUCAAAUGCAUCUGCAAUUGAAAGGGGCUUCAUCUGAGUCAAAUCAAUUGGUUGAUGUGGGAGUUGGCAUAAUGAGUGGUGGCCUUGGUGGUAUAGCGUAUUGGUCUGCUGUUUUGCCAUUGGAUGUCGCAAAAACUAUAAUCCAAACCUCCCCUGAUAAAAGCCAUACAAGAAAUCCUUUUCAGAUUUUACAAAAGAUUUACAGGCUAUCCGGCCUUAGAGGAUGCUAUACAGGUUUAGGCCCUACUCUGGUUAGGGCUUUCCCUGCCAAUGCUGCUGCCAUAGUUACCUGGGAGCUAUCUGCAAAGAUCUUAGGGAUCAAACGUGAUUAAAACUGUUGCAAAAUUGAUUGCCUACUCUGUUAGGUAUUUCUUCUGAUGCCAUUGGCUUAAUGCUUUAGAGGCUGUCACCUAACACCUAAGUUUGUCACAUGACAAGAUUCGACAUUGACAUGGCCGGUCUCUAUGGUUCAACUAAUCUGACAUGACAUUUCACUUGAUUCAAAAUGCACAUCACAGCAAAGGAUCUUCCGAGAAAACUGAAAAUUUGAUCAAUUCCACAGUAUUGGCUGUUUUUUCUGCAAGAAAUUUUAGCCUUUUGUCUUCAGAAGGUUGGAGAAUCAUUAGCAUGACAUUGUGUUUGUUAAGCAUGCUUUUUUGAGUCCUGGAUGAUAGUCAAAAGGCUUGCAAUACACAAGAACUUGAUAUGUUCUUUUGAAACUAAUGUUAUAAUCAGUGAUUUUGUCUGGAAUGGUUCUUGCAUGAUGGCUGUUCAUUGCAAUUUCAAAGAAGACAGACAAUUCUUGUAUCUUGUUACAUGGUGAUGGAAAACAUUGAUUCUUAAUACAGCUAAACUCAUGAUUGAUGAUGCA